AUGUACUCGAUGCUCGUGCUGCUGGGCCUCGCUGUCCUCCUGGGUGCCUCCCAGGGCCGCACGGAUUGCUACGGCAGUGUCAACAGAAUUAAAACGUCUGGGGCUUCGUGCGAAACUGCAAAGCCAGAGGGUUUAACCUACUGCGGAGUUAAGGCUUCAGGAAAGAUCGCUGAACGGGACCUAAGAGCUAUGGAUCAAUACAAAACACUCAUUAAGAAAGUUGGCAAAGCACUGUGCAUCGAACCAGCCCUGAUUGCUGGCAUCAUCUCCCGGGAAUCUCAUGCUGGCAAAGUACUGAAGAAUGGCUGGGGUGACAAUGGAAAUGGAUUUGGCUUAAUGCAGGUUGACAAAAACUCACAUCAACCUAUGGGAAAAUGGAACAGCGAAACUCAUCUUAGACAGGCCACAAACAUACUUAUCAUGAUGAUAAAGACAAUACAGAGGAAGUUCCCACGCUGGACAAAGGAUCAACAGCUGAAAGGUGGGAUUUCUGCCUACAACGCUGGUGCUAACAAUGUCCGAAGCUAUGACAGAAUGGACAUCGGCACCACCCACAAUGACUACUCCAACGACGUGGCUGCACGAGCCCAGUAUUACAAGAAACAUGGAUACUAG
This is a messenger RNA of Leptosomus discolor (cuckoo roller), 615 nucleotides long. RefSeq names its product lysozyme g. Gene Ontology annotation, molecular function: lysozyme activity. NCBI's taxonomy places the organism in Eukaryota, Metazoa, Chordata, Aves, Leptosomiformes, Leptosomidae. The record is from RefSeq and is a predicted model, not a curated record. Gene Ontology annotation, cellular component: extracellular region. Gene Ontology annotation, biological process: defense response to Gram-positive bacterium; peptidoglycan catabolic process.